AUGGACAAAAAGAUGUUUAAAGUUGCAUUUUUAGGUGAUGCUGCGUCUGGUAAAACGCAGAUAUUUAAUCAGUUGUGUAAUAAACCUUUUAGUGAAGACUAUGACCCGACAAUAGAAGAUUCAUACAAAUUCGUCUUGAACGACAAAUUUAAAACAGAAGUGACAAUAUAUGACACUGCUGGUCAGCCUAAUUACGAUGCGCUGCUUGACGUUUAUAUCCAAAUGGCCGAAUGCGUAUUCAUUUGUUUUGCAUUGAACUACGAAGAACAACAAAAGAUUGCACAAGAGAAGUUUAAAAAUAUUCCAAUUGUUGUUGUGGGAACCAAAUCUGAUAUGAGAGAAGACAAAGACGAAAUAAUUCGACUAAAACUAAUGGGAAGAAAAAUGAUUGAAACAGAAGACGGAAUUAAAUUUGCACAAAGUAUUGGAGCAGUGGGAUACUUUGAGUGCUCUGCAAAAACCAAAUUUAAUAUUCAUUUGGUCUUGCAAACUAUUAGUAAAAUUAUUAAGUUGGAGAAAGGAUAUUAA
This is a messenger RNA of Entamoeba invadens IP1, 528 nucleotides long. Its product is annotated as Rho GTPase, putative. Gene Ontology annotation, cellular component: plasma membrane. Bases 1 to 528 code for a protein of 175 amino acids. Lineage: Eukaryota; Evosea; Mastigamoebida; Endamoebidae. Gene Ontology annotation, biological process: signal transduction. The transcript has 2 exons. Gene Ontology annotation, molecular function: GTP binding; GTPase activity; GDP binding. The record is from RefSeq and is a predicted model, not a curated record.